This is a messenger RNA of Prosopis cineraria, 636 nucleotides long. Its product is annotated as auxin-binding protein ABP19b-like. The record is from RefSeq and is a predicted model, not a curated record. Bases 1 to 636 code for a protein of 211 amino acids. The transcript is spliced from 2 exons. Gene Ontology annotation, molecular function: manganese ion binding. Gene Ontology annotation, cellular component: cell wall. Lineage: Eukaryota; Viridiplantae; Streptophyta; Magnoliopsida; Fabales; Fabaceae.
AUGAUUUCUCUCAUUUUCUUCAUUGUCUUCCUCUUCUCAUCGUCACCCUCUUUCCAAGCUUCUGCUUUAGAUUUCUGUGUUGCAGAUAAAGCAGGUCCGAUCGGUCCCAAUGGAUUUUCUUGCAAAGAUCCCAAGAAAGUCACAGUGGAUGACUUUGUUUUCUCUGGCUUACAUGUUCCCGCCAACAGCACAAACUUGUUCAAGUUUGGAUUCAAACCUGUGUUCGAUGCUCAGCUUCCUGGCCUCAACAGUCUUGGAUUCUCCAUCGCUCGUGCAGACUUUGAGAAAGGUUCAGUUGUGCCGGUGCAUUCACAUCCUGGAGUUUCAGAAAUCACUUUUCUAUUGGAAGGAAAAGUAAACUUCGGGUUCAUUUCAUCAGACAACACAGUGUAUCAGAAAUCUCUCGUCAAAGGAGAUGUUUUCGUUGUUCCUCCUGGUUUACUGCACUUUGCCUUCAAUGAAGGGGACACUUCAGGAACAGCAAUUGUAGGGUUCAGUAGUUCAAGCCCUCCGGUUCAAGUUUUGGACCUCGCACUGUUCCAAAGUAAGUUGGCAACUCAAGUGGUAGCAUCGACCACUUUGAUUGAUGUUAAUGAAGUGAAGAGACUUAAGGGUGUUUUUGGAGGCUCGGGAUGA